AUGGCAGAAACAAAACCACCCAAGAACGAGCACAAACGAAAGCAACAGCUUAUCUCCAUCCCGUUCGCAUGGGAAGAAAAACCGGGCACGCCCAAAAAGGACUGGAAACCCACCCCACGUCCAGUCAGCACCAAUCCCUGUCCGCCACCUGUCAAGCUUGUCGUCUCUGUCCCUUUCGGUUGGGAAGAAAAGCCCGGCACACCCCUCCAAUCCUACACUUUUCCAAAACACCCUUCACAAAAUGAUUGCAAAGGAGCUAAUGAAUUAUCAGACUCAGAGUCCUCAGAAGCAUGCAGUUUCAAAACGAGUGUAUCGUUCGGGUCCGAACAGUCCCUCAUAGCUGGUGUCAGCGUAACACCGCCAGCCAAUGUACACGCGACACCUGUCCCUGUUCAGCAAACUCCAUUUCAGGAGAAUGGAGCUUCUUUCUUGGAGUGGCUUUUUCCUCUGCUGGUGCCGAGUUCGAGUUUUUCGAAUAAAGAUGGGCUACUGGAAAUGGAUAGUAGUAAAGAGGUCCUCCCUAGUGAGAGAAAUUCCAGUCAAGUGAGAAGGCCCCUGCUGACACUUGGAGAGCUGAUAGUGAUGAGCCGGAGAAGAAGUUGCCAGAGGAAAGUCAACAGAAUGCGUAAACAGCCAUCUAUGGACUUUGUAAGGAGGAACACCUGGGGCUGCUUCGCCUGGAAGAAACCAUUGCAACUAAAGCUUAUGUAA
Striga hermonthica is the source of this 711-nucleotide messenger RNA. Lineage: Eukaryota; Viridiplantae; Streptophyta; Magnoliopsida; Lamiales; Orobanchaceae. The record is from the annotation of a GenBank genome assembly.